AUUAACAUAGCCUUGCGAAGGAAAUCUUGGCGUAAGUGAAAUUUAGUACCUUGCAAAAAAAUUUAAUUAAUUAAUUUCGUUAUUUAUGUAAUAGUUUCUGCACGAGGAAUAUACUCUGUAAAGUAUUAAGUGACCCGGUGGAGUUCCAGAUCCCGAAACAGCGUAGCAAAGGAUACCAACACACAGCACAGCCAACGUGAUAACGUACAGCAACAUGAAGAAUAUACUGUGUUACCAACUUUAUAUGAUCUAUGUUUCAGUACUUCUGUUCAGUAAUAUACCUGUCGAAGGAUCAUAUAUUGACGAGUGUCUGAGGAAUCCGUGUCAGAAUGGAGCAACUUGUAGCAACAAACACGGGUACACGUGUACAUGUGCCGGAGGUUGGCAAGGAACAAAUUGCGACAUCGAUAUUGAUGAGUGCUUGAGCAAUCCGUGUCAGAAUGGAGCAACUUGUAACAACAAACAGAACGGGUACACGUGUACAUGUGCCGGAGGUUGGCAAGGGACAAAUUGCGACAUCGAUAUUGAUGAAUGCUUGAGCAAUCCAUGCCAGAAUGGAGCAACUUGUAACAACGAACAGAACGGGUACACGUGUACAUGUGCCGGAGGUUGGCAAGGAACAAAUUGCGACAUCGAUAUUGAUGAAUGCGCAAGUAAUCCCUGCAGGAAUGGUGGCACAUGUACAAAUGACCAGAAUCGUUUCACGUGUACUUGUGCGGCCGGAUGGACGGGCGUAGACUGUAAAACAGAUAUUGAUGAAUGCUUGAGCAAUCCGUGCCAGAAUGGAGCAACUUGUAACAACGAACAGAACGGGUACACGUGUAGAUGUGCCGGAGGUUGGCAAGGGACAAAUUGCGACAUCGAUAUUGAUGAAUGCGCGAGCAAUCCGUGCAUGAAUGGUGGCACAUGUUCAAAUAAUCAGAAUCAAUUCACGUGUGCGUGUAUGGCCGGAUGGACCGGCGAAAGGUGCACUACAGAUAUUGAUGAAUGCUUGAGCAAUCCAUGUCAGAAUGGAGCAACUUGUAACAACGAACAGAACGGGUACACGUGUACAUGUGCCGGACGUUGGGAAGGAACAAAUUGCGGGGUUCAAGUAGUUCAACCAGAUAUAGACGAAUGCGCUGAUGGUAUCGAUAACUGCUCUUCAAAUGCUAGAUGUGACAAUACUGCUGGCAGUUUCACGUGUACCUGCGAUUGGGGAUACAAGGGCAAUGGAUAUUCGUGUGUUUCACAGUUGGAAUACCUAUGUAAUCCCGACGAUAGUAUUAAUGUGUUCAAUCUACCAGACGACAGUUACCUAUUUGCCAUGCAAGUCGUCACGAACGGAAAUGACAUACUAUGUACAGUGCAUGACGAAAAUGCGACAACUGUGACGUUAACAGGAUGUUCAAAGAAUGAAGAAAUCAUUAUAACGUACGGGCCAUACAGUGAAAUAGCUACAUAUAAAUUACAUGGUGGUAAAACUGUGAUAGUAAAAUUCGUCUGUCUAGAGAUUGCCGAGCAAGGAGUUAUUCAUACAGUCAACAAUUCUUAUUCAGCACAAACACUACAACUUAGAAAAGUGAGCAGCUGUACAGCGUAUCCGGGCAUCGAUGAUUCAUCCGAGGAUUAUGUCAAUUUGAUCUCUAAUGGCGGGUAUGUCUAA
Molecule: messenger RNA, 1645 nt
Organism: Ruditapes philippinarum (Manila clam)
Lineage: Eukaryota; Metazoa; Mollusca; Bivalvia; Venerida; Veneridae
Product: fibropellin-1-like
Exons: 13
Coding region: 215-1645 (476 amino acids)
Biological process (GO): heterophilic cell-cell adhesion; establishment or maintenance of epithelial cell apical/basal polarity
Cellular component (GO): plasma membrane; protein-containing complex
Molecular function (GO): calcium ion binding
Source: RefSeq, a predicted model, not a curated record